GUAUUUUAAUGGCGUUUUCCAUUUCUGCUUUUUAUCAUUCAAUUACGCGCAUAGUCAACAAAGUCAGAUGUCAGAAGCAAUAUAAAUUGGCGCAAUGGAAUAAAGUUCAUCAUUUAAAUGGUUGCAUUCAGACGGUGUUCACUGGUUUUGUUUUAAGAAGUGGAACAUUUUUGGAAUUUAAAUUUCCAUCCAAAACAAUUAAUUGUACUUUAGAGUUUUUCUUUGUUUUGUCGUAACCUACGAUAUCACACAUUAGGAAGUUUUUAAAAAAGUAGCUACUUUCCUCGGGCGAUCUGUUGAACUUCCCCAUAUAAAAAACCAGUUGAUUAAAAUACAUCUGUCAAUAUUGAAUAUCAUGGGCGUGUGGUUGUUUAGUGUAAUUGGUCUUCUAUUGCUAAGUGAUAGUAAUGCAUUUCUGUUAAGCCGUGAUUUGCCAUGUAAAUACCUGGACUCAAUCAAUAUCACCGAUGGUAUUCGUCAACACGACGACAGUAUUUUGUACAAUGGCAUUACAUUUCCAAAGGAUCAAUAUACAAAGGUAAAUUAUAAAUUGGAAAAAGGAGAGGAACGGGUUUUCGUCGAACCAUACAUUCGUGGUUGCGUUUGUAAUAAAAAACCAUGCAUUCGUCUAUGUUGUCCAAUUGGAAUGUUUUUCGAUGCAACCAUAAUCGGAAGCCAAAAAUGUCAACCACAUAGUGCGGCCAAAGGAUUUACAGCUGAUUUAAUCGAUGAACAAAAUAAAACCGAAAAAAUUACAUUGGACGAUCACUUUGCAUUCGUUAAUGAUCGACCGUGCAAUAGAGUCUAUCUUGCAAGUAACUACAAUGUCACAAUUACACAGAGGGGAUUUAUUUUCUUUGAAAAUAAUACGAUACCACAUCAGAAAUACUGCUUGAAAGCGUCAUUGAAUAAAGAAACCAAUAUUUCAACAUUGGAUUUGGCGAUGUGCUUUACAAAUCAAGAUAAACUUGAAACACGUUACACCAUUUUGCCGUAUGGCAUGUUAUUAUCCGUACCGUUUAUAUUGGCCACAAUUUUGGUUUAUAUUUGUUUACCCGAAUUAAGAAAUUUGCAUGGCAAAUGCUUGCUAUGCUAUUUGAUUGGCCUCAUCAUUGGCUACACAGCCAUGGCAUUGGUGCAACUGAAUGGAAUGAACUAUGUUGAACCGUUGAUUUGUAAAUCAGUUGGUUAUCUCAUAUACUUCUCAUUUUUAUCCGCAUUCCUUUGGUUAAGUGUCAUCAGCUUUGAUCUCUGGUGGAAUUUCCGUACAACCAGUGGAUUCCUUGUUUUCUCCGAGAAAAUGCGAUUCACUUUAUAUAUGAUCUAUGCUUGGGGCCUUUCAUCAUUGUUAACAUUCACUGUUUUUAUUCUCGAUUCAAUGCCAUCCAUUUCGGAAAGUAUUCGACCAGGCAUUGGAGUUGGUACCUGUUUCUUGAAAAAAACGGUGGCAUCUCAAUUCGUAUUCUUUUAUAUGCCAUUGUGCAUUAUAUGUACCAUCAAUAUAAUAUUCUUCCUAUUGACCGCGUUAAAAAUUCGCAAAGUACAACAAGAUCUCAAAAAAAUAACAUCACACGAGGAGAGUUCAAGACAUCAGAGUAAAUUCAAUCAUGACAAAGACAAUUUCACAUUGUAUUUACGAUUAUUUAUCGUAAUGGGAGUGACCUGGAGCAUGGAAGGAAUAUCAUUUUUAAUAUCUGAAAACAGUGACUUUUUCUUAUUAACCGACAUCUGCAACACCAUUCAGGGUGUAUUGAUAUUUGUAUUGUUUGUAUUGAAGCGUCGUGUUGUGCGUUUAAUUAAGAAAAGAUGGCAAGGUUGUUUUGGCAAAGCGACUACAAGUGGAAGUGUCGCAACGAAUAGCACGUCAGCUACUUAUGCACCAUCAAAUAUUGUCUUGAAUCAGAUAUCGUGUCCAAAUGAAAAAUCAAAAGGAACUUGUUGAUACCGUAUGCUCCUUUCAGGGUUUUCGAUUCGAAAAUUUUCUGAUUUCAUUAUGAUUCGAGCUAUUAUCAUUUUCUUUAAAACAAAAUGAUAUCAAAUUGAGAAUUCAUGUCAAAUUCUGACAAAAUGUAUUUUAUAUUUGAGUUUUCUCAGGGAGCCAAUUAGAAUUUAAUGAAUCAGAUAAAUAAAACAAUGAGAUUUUGAGUUAACGAUAGACUGAUACAGACUCAUUUUUCCGACACCAAAUUCACAAAAUCCUGUAAGUGUAAUUAAAUGUUAAUGUGUUAAUUGUAUUAUUCUCUACAUGUAGCGAAUUAAAUGUGGAGAUUGAAAUGAUCUAAAUUUAUUCAAUAGAACUUAGUUAUUUUUGAAUGUUUUUGAUGGAUUUAAUGAAUUUCAAUAAAUGUAUACUUCAAUAA
Messenger RNA from Contarinia nasturtii (swede midge), 2360 nucleotides. Its product is annotated as G-protein coupled receptor Mth2-like. The transcript is spliced from 8 exons. The record is from RefSeq and is a predicted model, not a curated record. NCBI's taxonomy places the organism in Eukaryota, Metazoa, Arthropoda, Insecta, Diptera, Cecidomyiidae. Gene Ontology annotation, biological process: cell surface receptor signaling pathway. Gene Ontology annotation, cellular component: membrane. Gene Ontology annotation, molecular function: G protein-coupled receptor activity. The coding region runs from base 356 to 1942 and encodes 528 amino acids.